Molecule: messenger RNA, 3075 nt
Organism: Pogoniulus pusillus (Red-fronted tinkerbird)
Lineage: Eukaryota; Metazoa; Chordata; Aves; Piciformes; Lybiidae
Product: zinc finger protein 345-like
Exons: 1
Coding region: 182-2701 (839 amino acids)
Biological process (GO): regulation of DNA-templated transcription
Molecular function (GO): RNA polymerase II cis-regulatory region sequence-specific DNA binding; DNA-binding transcription factor activity, RNA polymerase II-specific
Source: RefSeq, a predicted model, not a curated record
CGGAAGCAGUGGGGAGGUUGGAGCCGAGAGAGCAGGGCGGGGAUCGGAGCUAUCGCGGCAGUGUUAGAGCCGCGCCGGGAUCUCGUCCUCGCAGCUUCCGGGCUCCAUUGUUGGGCGGCCCCAGGCUCCCUCCCGCCCCGUCCGGGCCCGGGUGGUGGCAGCGGUCAGAGGUCCCCCCAGUAUGGAGCCGCAGAAGGAGCUGGGCCAGCGCCGCGCCGGGAGCGAAACGCAGCAGGAAGAGAAGGAGGAGGAGAAAAAAGAGAAAGAGGAGGAGGAGGAAAAAAAGGCAGAGAAGGAGGUGAAAGAGGCGGCAGAAGAGAAAGAGCAGCAGGAGGAAGGUGAAGGUAAAGCUGCCGCGGAGCCCUGUGUGCCAGGCGAGCAGUGCCCCGAGUGCGGGCAGAGCCUCCCGCCCGGCUGGCAGCCGGGGAAGCAGCAGUGCCCCCAGCCUGGCACCCAGCGCUUCAUCUGCACCCACUGCGGCCAGAGGCGCUCCAGCCUCCGGCGGCGGCAGCGGGGAGGCGCCCAGGCGGGCCCCAAGCUUGGUAUGGUGUGCGAUGAGUGUGGCCAGAGCUUUGCCAGCAUCAUUGGUCUUGCGGAGCACCUCGAAAUCCAUGCUGGGAAGAAACGGUUUCCCUGUGGAGAGUGUGGCAAGAGAUUUGCCCGCAGGUCUGGUCUCAGGAGGCACCUCAACAUCCAUACUGGGAAUAAACCGUUCUCCUGCCGUGAAUGUGGCAAGAGCUUUGCCAGCAGCACUGGUCUUAGGGAGCAUCUCAACAUCCAUGCUGGCAAGAAACCGUUCUCCUGCUGUGAAUGUGGCAAGAGCUUUGCCAGCAGGUCUGGUCUCAGCUGCCAUCUCAACGUCCAUUCUGGGGAGAAACGGUUUUCCUGUCGUGAGUGUGGCAAGAGCUUUGCCAGCAGCUCUAGCCUUAGCCAGCACCGCAACACCCAUGCUGAGGAGAAACAGUUCCCCUGCCGUGAGUGUGGCAAGAGCUUUGCCAGCAGCUCUGGCCUUAGCCAGCACCGCAACAUCCAUGCUGGGAAGAAACCGUUCUCCUGCUGUGAGUGUGGCAAGAGCUUUGCCAGCAGCUCUGGUCUUACAGAGCAUCUCAACAUCCAUGCUGGCAAGAAACCGUUCUCCUGUCGUGAGUGUAGCCAGAGCUUUGCCAGCAGGUCUGGUCUCAGCUGCCAUCUCAACGUCCAUUCUGGGAAGAAACGGUUUCCCUGUCGUGAGUGUGGCAAGAGCUUUGCCAGCAACUCUGGUCUUAUGGAGCAUCUCAACAUCCAUGCUGGGAAGAAACCGUUCUCCUGCCAUGAAUGUGGCAAGAGCUUUGCCAGCAGGUCUGGUCUCAGUCGCCAUCUCAACAUCCAUUCUGGGGAGAAACGGUUUUCCUGUCGUGAGUGUGGCAAGAGCUUUGUCAGCAGCUCUGGCCUUAACCAGCACCGCAACACCCAUGCUGAGGAGAAACAGUUCCCCUGCCGUGAGUGUGGCAAGAGCUUCACCACCAGCACUGCUCUAAUCCAGCACUGGCAUGUCCACACCGGGGAGAAGCCUCACAGCUGCAGUGUCUGUGGCAAGAGAUUCACAACACGCUUUAGUCUCCUGGAGCACUUGAACCUCCACGCAGGGGUGAAGCCAUACACCUGUAGUGUCUGUGGCAAGAGCUUUACCCACAGGUCGACUCUCAUGCAGCACCGAUGGAUCCACAGUGAGGUGAAGCCGUACAGCUGCAGUGACUGCGGCAAGGGUUUCCUGUACAAGGUCCAACUGACCAAGCACGAACGGCACUGCAGCCACCAGGAGAUGAAGAGCUCCAGCAAACCUCCCAGGGGUCCACUCAGCCAGGGCCAUGAGCAGGAGGAUCAGGAAGGGGAGAAAGAGCAGCAGGAGGAAGGUGAAGCUAAAGGUGUCGUGGACCCCUCUGUGCCAGACGAGCAGUGCCCCAUGGAGCAGCAGGGAGGCGCCCAGCCAGGCACCAAGCUGCAGUUGGGCUGCAGUGAGAGUGGCAACUGCUUUGCCAGCAGCUCUGCCCUCAGCCAGCUCCAGCAACUCCAGCCUAGGAAGAAGUUCCCCUGCAGUGACUGCGGCAAGAGCUUUAGCAGCAAAAUGGCUCUGAGAUUUCACCGCAACAUGCACGCUGGGGAGAAGCCUUACAGCUGUGACAAGUGUGGCAAGAGCUAUGCCAGCAGCUCUACUCUCAGACUGCACCGCCAAAACCAUGCUGUGAAUAAGAAGUUCCCCUGUGACAAGUGUGGCAAGAGCUUCGCCGUCAGUUCCUACCUUCUCCGUCACCGCCUUACCCACACCGGGGAGAAGCCGUACAGCUGCGAUGUCUGCGGCAAGAGCUUUGUCCACAUCUCUGCUCUCAACUGUCACCGUCUCCUCCACACCGGGGAGAAGCCGUACAGCUGCGGUGACUGCGGCAAGAGCUUUAUCCACAUCUCUGCUCUCAACCGUCACCGUCUCCUCCACACCGCGGAGAAGCCGUACAGCUGUGAUGACUGCGGCAAGAGCUUUGUCCACAUCUCUGCUCUCAAGCGUCACCGUCUCCUCCACGCCGGGGUGAGGCCGUACAGCUGUGAUGACUGCGGCAAGGGCUUCAGGAGCACCACUGACCUCAAAAAGCACCAUUGCACUCACACCAGGGAGAAGCCUUCCACUGCGGUGAAUGUGGCAAGAGCUUCACCACCAAUGACAGGCUGAUCACUCACCGCUUGAGCCACGCCAGGGGGAUGCCAUAGAUCUGCAGUGACUGUGGCAAGAGCUUUCUCUACAGGCACGCUCUCACUCGUCACCGCUUCGUCCACACCAGGCUGGACCCAUUCAGCUGCACUGAGUGUGGCAAGACCUUCGGCAGCAUCACCAAUCUCAAAGGUCAGCACCGCAUUCACACCGGGGAGAAGCUGUAGAGCUGUGGUGACCGUGGCCAGAGCUUUGCCAGCAGCUGUGGUCUCAGCUCUCACUGUCACCUUCACACCGGGGAGAAGCCGUAAGGCCGUGGGCACUGUGGUAAGAGCUCCUGGUACGAGCGCGACCUGGACCUGCCCCUGCGCAGCCGCAGCCACCAGAAGGUGAUA